This is a messenger RNA of Leptinotarsa decemlineata (Colorado potato beetle), 1929 nucleotides long. RefSeq names its product piwi like RNA-mediated gene silencing protein aubergine (gene aub). Gene Ontology annotation, molecular function: RNA binding; protein binding. NCBI's taxonomy places the organism in Eukaryota, Metazoa, Arthropoda, Insecta, Coleoptera, Chrysomelidae. The record is from RefSeq and is a predicted model, not a curated record.
CCUGUAUCCGGUUUAAUUAUUCCAUGCCCAUAGGUCGCCAUUUGCAUUUGCGAUUUACAAUGUUCUGUCGAAUUGCCUUAAUUUGUUUGUAAUAUUUGAAAUCGGACGUUUACAUUUUAGUUUUCAGUUUUUGAUACCCAUUAAUAAAAAGCGAUCAGAUUAUUCAAAAGUUAAUUUUUGGAUAAUUAUCAUUCAAACUGAGCAGACUUAUGAAAAGUUCCGUUGAGGGUUAAGUGAAUAUAGAGAAGCAAAAUGGAACCUAGAGGAAGGGGUCGAGCUAGAGGAAGGGCAAGGGGAGCCCCUCAACAAGGAUCACAAGGUCCUCGUCCUGGUCCACAAGGUCCUCGUCCUGGUCCACAAGGUCCUCGUCCUGGUUCACAAGGUCCUCAAGGCCCUCGUCCUGGUCCACAAGGUCCUCAAGGCCCUCGUCCUGGUCCACAAGGCCCCCGUCCUGGUCCACAACAAGUUCCUCCUCAGCAGAGGCCGGCACCUGUUCUUCAAGGCCCGUGGAACCGACCUACCUUACCUUCGCAGGCACCCCAGCAGCCUACACCAACUCAGUGGGUCAGGCCACCACAGCCCAUCCCUACACCUUCAGCUGGUAGGGGAUCCCGUCUCGGAGCUGGUGAUUCAAGUGAUGUUGUACCUUCGAUGGAACAAGCAGGAGGACAUCAAGGAGCGGGUGAGGGAUCUCUUGAACAGGCAAGAGGAAGAGGUGGUGGAAAUGGAGGGGUGCGUGGUCGCACUCUUCGUAAUGAAAUUAUUUUCACCAGGCCCAAAUCAUUGAAUACCAAACAAGGUACGAGUGGGAAGCCAGUUAUGCUCAUGUCAAAUUAUUUCCAACUAAUGAAAGCUGGGAAAUGGGGUUUAUUUCAGUACAGAGUAGAUUUCAAUCCUGAUGUAGACCACACUGGCCACAGAAAACGUUAUAUGAGUACGGCUAUGCGAGGAUCGGGCAUUAAUGGAUACCUAUUUGAUGGCACAGUCAUGUACACUACACAGAGAAUCCACCCUGAUCCAUUGGAAAAACUUGUGGACAGCGAUACAGGAGAAAGAUUUCGAAUAACUAUUAGACUUGUUGGUGAUGUUGCAUGGGGAGACUAUCACUAUAUACAGUUAUUCAAUAUUAUAAUAAGGAAAUGUCUCACAUUCAUGAAGUUCCAGUUAGUAGGCAGACAGUACUUCGAUCCUACAAAUAGGGUUGCUAUUCCCGAAUUCUGUUUAGAGUUGUGGCCUGGAUUUGUAACUUCAAUGAGACAACAUGAAAAUGAUAUUUUGUUGAAUUCUGAUCUAACAUUCAAAGUUAUGAGGCAAGACAAUGUCUAUGAUCUAAUGUUGGAAUGCAGGUCUUCAAAUCAUCGUGCAGAAUUCCAAUCGAAAAUUAUAGGCAGUGUAGUUUUGACAUAUUACAACAAUAAAACAUACAAAAUCGAUGACGUCGAUUUUCAUACAUCUCCCGCCUCCACAUUUCCUAGAAGAGAUGGAAGCAGUAUUUCAUUUGUUGAAUAUUACAGAACUCGUUAUAACAUCAACAUACAAGUGUUGACACAACCUAUGUUAGUUUCGCGAAGUAAACCACGAGAAAUUAGAGCCGGCAUGCCUGAAACUGUACUUUUGAUACCCGAACUUUGUCAACUGACUGGUCUUACGGAUCGCCAAAGAGAAAAUUUCCAGCUGAUGAGAGCAUUGGCGGAUCAUACACGAGUUGGCCCGGUCGGACGAAUUGCGAAGUUACGAGAAUUCAGCAACAGAAUGCAAAAUUGUCCAGAAGUUAUACAAGAACUUCGAAACUGGGACCUUAAUCUUGCUAAAGAUUUGAUUAGGUUCCAAGGUCGAUCACUUCAGCAGGAGACUAUUCUUGGUGGUAAGCAUUUUUCUGAAUGGCGUGAAGAAACCCUUCACCGAAGUCAUCAAAGCCAACAUCGGUGA